GAAGAAGAUGGCGGCCACUGUGGUGGCGCCGCCUGGUGUGGUGACCGGUCGGCCCAACAAGCGCAGCGGCAGCGGGCCGGCAGGCGGUGGCAGCGGCGGCGGCGGCGGCGGCGGCGGGGCAGCCAGAGGGGCGGAGGAGGAACCGCCGCCGCCCCUACAAGCAGUUCUGGUGGCCGACAGCUUCAACCGCCGCUUCUUCCCCAUCUCCAAGGACCAGCCUCGGGUCCUCUUGCCCCUGGCCAAUGUGGCGCUAAUUGACUACACUCUGGAAUUUCUGACUGCCACAGGUGUACAGGAAACCUUUGUCUUUUGUUGCUGGAAGGCUGCUCAAAUCAAGGAACAUUUAUUGAAAUCCAAGUGGUGCCGCCCUACAUCCCUCAACGUGGUUCGAAUAAUUACAUCAGAGCUAUAUAGAUCACUGGGGGAUGUUCUCCGUGAUGUUGAUGCUAAGGCCUUGGUGCGCUCUGACUUCCUUCUGGUGUAUGGGGAUGUCAUCUCAAACAUCAAUAUUACCAGAGCCCUGGAAGAACACAGGUUAAGGCGGAAGCUGGAAAAAAAUGUAUCUGUGAUGACGAUGAUCUUCAAGGAGUCAUCCCCCAGCCACCCAACUCGUUGCCAUGAGGACAAUGUGGUAGUGGCUGUGGAUAGUGCCACAAACCGGGUGCUCCAUUUCCAGAAGACCCAAGGCCUCCGACGUUUUUCUUUUCCUCUGAGCUUGUUCCAGGGCAGUGGAGAUGGAGUGGAGAUUCGCUAUGAUUUACUUGAUUGUCAUAUCAGCAUCUGCUCUCCUCAGGUGGCUCAACUCUUUACAGACAACUUCGACUACCAAACUCGAGAUGACUUUGUGCGAGGCCUGUUAGUAAAUGAGGAGAUCUUAGGAAACCAGAUCCACAUGCAUGUGACAACUAAGGAAUAUGGUGCCCGGGUCUCCAACCUACACAUGUAUGCUGCUAUCUGCGCUGAUGUCAUCCGCCGAUGGGUCUACCCUCUCACCCCAGAGGCGAACUUCACUGAUAGCACAACCCAAAGCUGCACUCACUCCCGACACAACAUCUACCGAGGGCCUGAGGUCAGCCUGGGUCAUGGCAGCAUACUGGAGGAAAAUGUGCUCCUGGGCUCUGGCACUGUCAUUGGCAGCAAUUGCUCCAUCACCAACAGUGUCAUUGGCCCCGGCUGUCACAUUGGUGAUAAUGUGGUGCUGGACGAGGCCUUCCUAUGGCAGGGCGUCCGAGUGGCUGCUGGAGCACAGAUCCGUCAGUCUGUGCUCUGUGACAAUGCUGAGGUCAAGGAAAAAGUUAUCCUGAAGCCACGCUGUGUCCUCACUUCCCAGGUGGUGGUAGGCCCAGAUAUCACGCUGCCUGAGGGCUCGGUGAUCUCUUUGCACCCUCCAGAUGAAGAGGAUGAUGAGGAUGAUGGUCAGUUCAGUGAUGAUUCUGGGGCUGACCAAGAAAAGGAGAAAGUGAAGCUGAAAGGUUACAAUCCAGCAGAAGUCGGAGUUGCAGGCCAGGGCUACCUCUGGAAAAGAGCAGACAUGAACAUGGAGGAAGAGGAGGAACUACGGCAGAAUCUGUGGGGACUCAAAAUCAACAUGGAAGAAGAGAGCGACACUGAAAGUGAGCGAAGUAUGGAUUCUGAAGAGCUAGAUAGCCGGGCAGGCUCCCCACAGAUGGAUGACAUCAAAGUGUUCCAGAAUGAAGUCCUGGGAACUCUACAGCGGGGCAAGGAGGAGAACAUUUCUUGGGACAAUCUAGUCCUAGAGAUCAACUCUCUCAAGUACGCCUACAACAUAAGCCUGAAGGAGGUGAUGCAGGUGCUGAGCCAUGUGGUCCUGGAGUUCCCCCUGCAACACACGGAUUCCCCACUCGACCCAAACCGCUACUGUGCCCUGCUGAUUCCCUUGCUCAAGACCUGGAGCCCUGUUUUUAGGAACUACAUAAAGCGUGCAGCUGAUCAUUUGGAAGCAUUGGCAGCCAUUGAGGACUUCUUCCUGGAGCAUGAAGCUCUUAGUACUUCCAUGGCCAAGGUACUGAUGGCUUUCUACCAGCUGGAGAUCCUGGCUGAGGAAACAAUCCUGAGCUGGUUCAGCCAAAGGGAUACAACUGACAAGGGCCGGCAGUUGCGCAAGAACCAGCAGCUGCAGAGGUUCAUCCAGUGGCUAAAAGAGGCAGAAGAGGAGUCAUCUGAAGAUGACUGAAGUCGCACUACCUGCUCCUGUGGGUGUGGUUGAUUGCCCUCCUGGUUUCUGGGCCAGGGCAAGUGAGAGGCUAGUUGCAGAAGGAUGAGUGACCACCAUCUGAGCUGAGACUUAAAGGAGCAGAGGCUGGAGCUACAGUAUUCUUCCCACCGCCAGCAGCCAUGUGCCUCCCAUCCUGACUGGGGAGUUGAGAUGAGGGAAGUUGGGCUGGAUAACAACUCUGCCUAAGGAGGAGCUAGGCAGGCCCUGCAGGUAGAGGAAGGCCAGAGGAACAGCUUUGUGCUCUGGUUUCCCCUCAGGGAACACCAGAGAGCAGUUGGCCCUCUCUGUUGCUUGUAUUUGUUAAUAUUAAAAAACAGAGAGAGGGGUAUAUUUGGUUUCUGUCCAACUCUGACUGAUCAGCAGUGGAAGUAGGUCAACAAAGAGUUCUUAACCUCUGAUGUGGUAGCCUUUCUUAACACCUGGUGGAGAGGGAGAAGAGGGGUGUUGUGGCCACUAGGUGGGACUGUGGUGCCUCGCUAGUUGACCAUUGCCAUGGCCACGGAGGUAGAGGGCCUAGAUUCUUUUCCAGACUUUGUGGGCCAAUUUGUGGUCCUGGAGUGGUGUGCCUGAACCUAGUUCUGUAGAGAGUCCUAGUCCGAACACUUUUCUGUCAGAGGGUGAUGAUGCCAAGCAUAUGUAAAGUCCAUGAACCACUGCCAGUCUGUCACAUGCUUUGUCCAUUUGAUCCAGUACUACUGUCAGGGAAGCUGGGCUACUUUUCAUCUUAUAGAUAAGGGAAUUUGCGCAAGGUCUCAUGACUCUUGAGGGGUAAAGCUAAGGACUUGAGCCUCAUAAUCCAGAAUUCUUUUUCCUUCAGCAUAUUCAGUGUCUCAGUGAAGGGAAAUUGCCCCCAGAGGCAAACACAACCCCAAGCCAGCAAUGGAUAUCGUAAGAACAGAGGAAGAACCUGUGAAAUGGGCUGUCCCCUAAUAUUGAGAGAGUAUCUACUGCAUGACAGACUUUUUUUAAUACACAUUUAUUUAUUUGUUUAUUUAUUUA
Messenger RNA from Balaenoptera ricei (Rice's whale), 3235 nucleotides. It is a transcript of the gene EIF2B5, whose product is annotated as eukaryotic translation initiation factor 2B subunit epsilon. NCBI's taxonomy places the organism in Eukaryota, Metazoa, Chordata, Mammalia, Artiodactyla, Balaenopteridae. The coding region runs from base 8 to 2194 and encodes 728 amino acids. The record is from RefSeq and is a predicted model, not a curated record. Gene Ontology annotation, cellular component: eukaryotic translation initiation factor 2B complex. The transcript is spliced from 16 exons. Gene Ontology annotation, molecular function: translation initiation factor binding; guanyl-nucleotide exchange factor activity; translation initiation factor activity.